Lathyrus oleraceus (garden pea) is the source of this 956-nucleotide messenger RNA. RefSeq names its product probable caffeoyl-CoA O-methyltransferase At4g26220. The record is from RefSeq and is a predicted model, not a curated record. Gene Ontology annotation, molecular function: S-adenosylmethionine-dependent methyltransferase activity; O-methyltransferase activity. The transcript has 5 exons. NCBI's taxonomy places the organism in Eukaryota, Viridiplantae, Streptophyta, Magnoliopsida, Fabales, Fabaceae. Bases 28 to 744 code for a protein of 238 amino acids.
AUAGCGUGAAGGGUUGCAGAGAAGUAAAUGGAGAAUAUAUCAAAGCCAGCAGUUUCCCCCAAUCCAAUGAUUUUGAAAAGUGAGGGCUUACUCAAGUAUAUACUAGAAACCAGCGUUUAUCCACGAGAAGCAGAGAUUCUCAAAGAGCUAAGGAAUGCAACCACAAAUCAUCCUCUUGGCUUCAUGGGCACUUCACCUGAUGUGGGUCAGCUAAUGGCCUUGCUCUUGAAACUCUUAAAUGCAAAAAAGACAAUUGAAGUUGGAGUUUUUACCGGAUACUCUCUUCUCCUCACCGCACUUAACACUCCUCAUGAUGGAAAGAUUAUAGCUUUGGAUCCAGACAGAAAAGCAUAUGAGAUAGGACUGCCAUUCAUCAAAAAGGCUUCUGUUUUGCACAAAAUUGACUACAUAGAGUCUCCAGCUUUGCCGGUUCUUGAUAAACUCCUACAAGAUCCUGCAAAUGAAGGGACUUUUGACUUUGCCUUCGUUGAUGCUGACAAAAAUAACUACUGGAAUUACCACGAGAGGCUUAUCAAAUUGAUUAAGAUUGGUGGGAUUGUUGCCUAUGAUAACACACUUUGGGGAGGAACUGUUGCCUUACCAGAGAUGGAAGUUUCAGAACCAAAGAGAGAAUGGAGAAGAUUCACACUUGCUUUCAACGAAGCAAUUUCAAAGGAUUCUCGUCUGGAACUUGCUUUUGUUUCAAUAGGCGAUGGGCUCACAAUCUGCAGGCGCAUUCGCUGAUUUAAUUUGAUUCCCAAUAUUGACUAUUUGCAUCCCUUGUAUUUGGUUUCCUCUCUGCAAUUUUUCCUACCUUUUAACUGUAAAUCACUGCAUUUAGAAGUUCAAUGAGCAGUUUGGUUUCAAAGUAAUGCUGCUUUUGAUGACCUUUUGGACUACCCAUGAUUAAUUGAAACCCUGAUUACAAAGUUGGACUCUCCUAACUUUAUAAACUU